AUGGAAGAAGUACCCACCACCGCCGGACCCCCCAUCGAACUAUCGAUAAUCGAUAUUUCGAAUCCCUCCGACCCCGCCGUGGGCAAGGCGAUGCUAGACGCCGCCGCAAAGUAUGGAUUCCUCUACGUGAACAGCAAGGGCACGGAUUUCACUCCGGAAGAUGUGAAGAGGGCGUUUGGUUUGUCGAAGGAGUUCUUCAUGUCUCCCGCAGAGGAGAAGGCGUCUUGUCGGAUUGAACCGAAUACAGGAGAUUUCAAAGAAGGCUUCAACUUCGGCGAGUUCAAGAACGGCAAAGCCCAGCAGCCUCUACCGCCAUCGCUGGCUUCGCAUGAGUCCGAGAUAAACCAUUUCACCGAUCUAUGCCACAAAACCUGCGACCGAAUUCUCAAGCUCCUAGCGCUUGGUCUUCAGAUCCCCGACGAUUUCUUCACGACUCGCCAUGAUCCCAGCCAAGGGUCAACGGGCAGUAUCUUGCGAUACCUUUACUAUCCGUCGAUCUUCUCUCCGGCGACGUCGUCCUACAAGCACGACCAGGACGUGCGUGCGGGAGCCCAUUCCGACUACGGCAGUAUCACGCUGCUCUUCCAGCGACCCGGACAACCGGGGCUCGAGAUUCUGACACCCGAAAAGACCUGGGCCCCUGUGCCCGUGCAGCCGGGACAAACAGCCGCCCUCUCAGAGAGCUCGUCGGACGAGUUCGUCUUCCCGCCGAUCCUGGUCAAUAUCGGCGACCUACUCAGUUACUGGACGGAUGGCCUGCUCAAAUCGACCGUUCAUCGUGUCGUCUUCCCCUUGUCCGAGCAGCGGAGCCCGAAUCCCCGUGACCGGUAUAGCGUUGUAUUCUUUUGCCAUCCGCUGAACAAUACGGAGUUGGUCCCCGUUCCCAGUGAAGUGGUGACUGCGUAUCGCAAACAAUGCGAAGAGCAGGGGGUGUACGACGAGAAAGUCGGGUUCGGGGGCGGCGCCGGGAAGUUGGAGCCAGGAAAACGCGCGCUAACAGCCUUCGAGCAUCUGGAGUCGCGAUUGGAGGCGACGUACGGCUUCAAGAAAGAAGAGUCGUAA
This is a messenger RNA of Aspergillus affinis, 1062 nucleotides long. RefSeq names its product putative oxidoreductase, 2OG-Fe(II) oxygenase family. The transcript is spliced from 5 exons. NCBI's taxonomy places the organism in Eukaryota, Fungi, Ascomycota, Eurotiomycetes, Eurotiales, Aspergillaceae. The record is from RefSeq and is a predicted model, not a curated record. Bases 1 to 1062 code for a protein of 353 amino acids.